This is a messenger RNA of Leptopilina heterotoma, 1514 nucleotides long. RefSeq names its product PHAF1 protein CG7083. The transcript is spliced from 8 exons. The record is from RefSeq and is a predicted model, not a curated record. Gene Ontology annotation, cellular component: trans-Golgi network. Gene Ontology annotation, biological process: Golgi to plasma membrane protein transport. Bases 176 to 1453 code for a protein of 425 amino acids. Lineage: Eukaryota; Metazoa; Arthropoda; Insecta; Hymenoptera; Figitidae.
GACAGUUUGCAAACCAAGUGUAGUGGUAGUAGUGGUUAAAAAGCAAUAUGGCCGCUUGAUUGCUGGUCGUAGGCUGAGUAGACAAAGAACGCAGUUUCUCGUGAAAAUCGAGGCCGUGUCAAGUUUGUGUGUUUAGAUUUUUUCGGGCAUAAAAAUUGAGUGAAACGAUCGUAGAAUGCUGGAGCUCGAGGUGGUGCCCGAAAGAUCCCUCGGCUGCGAGCAAUGGGAAUUUAUAUUAGGAAUGCAUUUCUCUCAGUCUGUAUCUAUCAUACAGUCUCAAGUGGGCAUUAUUAGAGGAGUACAGGUCCUCUACAGUGAUGUUAAUCCGUUAGAAGUAGAUUUAGUAAUUAAUUUGCCACACGAUGGUGUACGACUUAUUUUUGAUCCCGUUGUGCAAAGGCUCAAGAUUAUUGAAAUUUACAAUAUGAAAUUAGUUAAACUUAAAUACUGUGGAUUGGCUUUCAAUUCUCCUGAAGUUUUGCCUUCGAUUGAACAGAUCGAACAUUCAUUUGGCGCAACACAUCCAGGUGUCUAUGACAGUGAUAAACAGGUCUUCGUGCUGAACUUCCGAGGCUUGUCCUUCUAUUUUCCAAUGGACUCAAAAUUCCAACCGGGCUAUGCCCAUGGUCUUGGGUCGCUACAAUUUCCAAAUGGAACGUCUCCUUUAGUCGCUAAAACUGCCAUUUACAUGGGAAAUAUGGCUGCUGGAGGCACUGGAAGUGAAGAACACAAUUUAAAAGCUCCACCUCCACCUUUGCCUCUCGUUUGUUAUCACAAUAAUUUGUACCUAGAAAAAGCCGAAGUUGUCAGGGACAAAACACAAACUCGUGGCCUGAAAUUGCACCUUUUCACAGAAGGCAGUUCUGCUACAAGAGUUCUUCUCGAGCCUAAAAAGCAUUGCCUAACAAAAGAGGUCUGGUUUGGCGACACUUGUGAAGAUGUUUUGAGUGCUCUUGGAGCACCGUCUCGUGUUUUCUUCAAAGCUGAAGAUAAAAUGAGAAUUCACAGUCCUCAUGCGCAUAAGCGGGAUAAAGUUAGAAGAUCUGAUUUUUUCUACAAUUAUUUUACGCUGGGAUUGGAUGUAUUGUUCGAUGCAAAGACCCAGUGUGUUAAAAAAUUCGUUUUACAUACAAAUUACCCAGGGCAUUAUAAUUUCAACAUGUAUCACCGCUGUGAGUUCGUUCUCUCCUUACCCCCAGAAAGUAGUUCCGUGGAUUCUGGGAAACUCAUCGACGUCACCCCAACUCCUGUUACUAUCACUGCCUAUACAAAAUGGGACAGAGUAAGCGAGCAACUAAAUGCAAGCGCUCGACCGGUCGUUCUAAAUCGCUCGUCUUCUACAAAUACCACAAAUCCGUUUGGUUGCACAUUCUGUUACGGAAUUCGAGAUGCCAUUGUAGAAGUUAUGGCAAAUCAACACAUUGCGAGUGUGACCCUAUACACUACCGCGUGACCUUCGUAAGCAGUUUGCAACUCGACGAAAACAAAGCACCUCUUUGCGGUGCAAAGAAAAA